AUGAAAAUCACGUUCCAGACCCCACCCAAGUAUCUGGACGAGAAGAUGAUCUACAACGUGCUGCGUGACUAUAAGAUCCUGAACUGCGAGGUUCUGGUGCGAGAUGAAUACGCAACAAUCGACGACUUCAUUGACGUGAUCAUGAAAGACCAUAGAAAGUACAUUCGAUGCCUCUACGUAUACAACAAGAUCGACAGCGUCAGUCUCGACUUCCUGGACCAACUAGCCCGCGAACCGUACACAGCUGUGAUGAGUUGCGAACUGGACCUGGGCGUACAAGAGGUCGUUGAUCGAGUGUGGAAGGAACUGCGGUUGGUCCGGAUUUACACGAAACGAAAAGGCGAAGAGCCCGAUUUCUCGGAAGCCCUGAUCGUGCGAUACCAAUCGACCAUCGAAGACGUGUGCGACCAGGUGCACCGCACGCUGAAGGAGACGUUCAAGUAUGCGAUGGUGUGGGGAGCGAGCGCGAGACAUGUUCCGCAACGGGUGGGAUUGUCGCAUGUUAUUGCUGAUGAGGAUGUGGUUUCGAUUGUUGCGAAAUAG
Molecule: messenger RNA, 543 nt
Organism: Aspergillus melleus
Lineage: Eukaryota; Fungi; Ascomycota; Eurotiomycetes; Eurotiales; Aspergillaceae
Product: Ribosome-interacting GTPase 2
Exons: 4
Coding region: 1-543 (180 amino acids)
Biological process (GO): cytoplasmic translation
Cellular component (GO): cytoplasm
Molecular function (GO): GTPase activity; GTP binding
Source: RefSeq, a predicted model, not a curated record